Molecule: messenger RNA, 1751 nt
Organism: Mus pahari (shrew mouse)
Lineage: Eukaryota; Metazoa; Chordata; Mammalia; Rodentia; Muridae
Gene: Dph2
Product: diphthamide biosynthesis 2
Exons: 6
Coding region: 158-1627 (489 amino acids)
Biological process (GO): protein histidyl modification to diphthamide
Molecular function (GO): 2-(3-amino-3-carboxypropyl)histidine synthase activity
Source: RefSeq, a predicted model, not a curated record
GUGGGUCCAUGUGUAGUGGAGAGCCGGGAAUUUGGAAGCGUACGGUUUGGAUCCUAGGACCCGAGGACAGGUUGGUCCCGAUUCACAAACAGAGCUGCUGUGACCCCGAGGACUUUUGAAGGCGCGGCUGCAUCUCACCCCACCCAAGCUGCGCCCAAUGGAGUCUACGUUCAGCAGCCCCGCAGAGGCAGCCCUGCAACGGGAGUCGGGCGUUCCAGGACAGUUUACUCCUCUUGAAGACCUGGACCGAGUGUAUGAGCUGGAGCGAGUCACGAAAUUUGUCUGCGAUUUAGAAUGUCAGCGGGUGGCCUUGCAGUUCCCUGACCAGUUACUAGGAGAUGCUGGAGCGGUGGCUGCCCGGCUGGAAGAAGUCACAGGAUCUAAGAUGUUCAUUUUAGGGGACACAGCUUAUGGCAGCUGCUGUGUGGAUGUGCUGGGCGCUGAGCAGGCUGGAGCUCAAGCCCUUGUACACUUUGGUCCUGCCUGCUUAAGCCCUCCAGCCUCGCAGCUGCCCAUCACCUUUGUCCUUGGGCAGCGUCCUGUUGCUUUAGAGCUCUGUGCAAAGGCCUUUGAAGCCCAGAACCCAGAUCCCACAGCACCGGUGGUACUGCUGAGCGAGCCAGCUUGUGCCCACGCCCUAGAGCCUUUGGCCACUCUCCUGCGCCCAAAGUACCAAGAUCUGCUCAUCGCCAGCCCAGCUCUUCCCCUGCCAGUGGGAUCCCGGAGCUCACAGCCUGAGUCCCUGGAGCGUUUUGGGCGCUGCUUCCCCCUGAGCCCAGGGAGACGUCUGGAAGAAUAUGGUGCCUUCUAUGUAGGGGCUUCUCAAGCAAGCUCGAACUCCAACCUUGAUCCGGACCUGAGCAGACUGCUCUUGGGGUGGACACCAGGACUGCCCUUCUUUUCCUGUUGUCCAGACACGGGACAGACACAAGACCAGGGUGCCCAGGCUGGGAGACUAAGAGCACGAAGACUGUAUCUUGUAGAGAGGGCCAGAGAUGCCCGUGUGGUAGGGCUGCUGGCAGGCACAUUAGGUGUGGCUCGACACCGUGAGGCACUGGCACACUUGCGGAAACUGACAGAAGCUGCUGGAAAACGUAGCUAUGUGUUAGCUGUGGGGAAGCCCACACCCGCCAAGCUUGCCAACUUCCCUGAGAUGGACGUCUUUGUGCUGUUAGCCUGUCCCCUGGGAGCACUAGCCCCCCCGCCUUCGGGUGGCUUCUUUCGGCCCGUAGUGACGCCAUGUGAAUUGGAGGCCGCCUGUAACCCUGCCUGGCCCCCGCCGGGCCUGGCUCCCCACCUCACACAUUACGCAGAGCUGUUGCCUGGUUCUCCCUUCCAUGUGCCGCUCCCUCCACCUGAGUCAGAGUUGUGGGACGCCCCAGAUGUGUCACUCAUUUCUGGGGAGCUCCGACCACCACCUCCUUGGAAGUCAUCAGAUGACACUAGAUGUUGUGCCCUAACUCCAAGGCCCCAGCUGGAGCUGGCAGAGAGCAGCCCUGCAGCUUCAUUCCUUAGUUCCCGGAGCUGGCAGGGUCUGGAGCCCCGCUUGGGCCAAACACCAGUGAAAGAAGCCGUCAGAGGGAGACGAGGUGUCGCCAUUGCCUACGAGGAUGAGGGGAGCAGCUGACACCUUGGGAGGCCAGAGCCAGAGAGUGAUAAGUCUGCGGGACCUGUUCUCCCUGACCAACUUCUCAUCCUGUUGCAGGGACACUUGAUGCCUAGACACAGGGAGUGUAGGUAGCUCUUCUCUG